AUGCCAAAUAUCAAGGACAAGAAGAGGUCAAAUGUCAAAAUGGGACACCAGUUAAAGGGCCCAUUUAAUCAUUUGAAACAUAUGCAGAAGAGAUGUUUAGGGUCCAAGGAAAAUGACCAGAGAGUUGCAUCACCUAAAACACAGCAUCCAAAUUCUACAUUGGUGUCAAAUCGCAAUCUUCAACAUCAGAUCAUGGCAAGGAAUAGAGAAGACCGAGCAAUAAAAAGACCUCGCUGCCCAUCAGAAUUACUGGCCAUCAGCCUUGAUGAGAAGUCAGUUGUUGCCUAUGCUGGUGCUAAGUUUAGUGAUCCACCAUCACCCAAAGUACUUCCUAAACCACCAUCUCAUUGGAUGCCAGGCAGUGCCAGUCCUGAACCAACUAAGUGUGAUGAUAUGACUUGUCACUUGAAAAUGUUACUCAAAGUUCAAGUGCAAGCAUAG
Gigantopelta aegis is the source of this 441-nucleotide messenger RNA. Its product is annotated as proline-rich nuclear receptor coactivator 1-like. Gene Ontology annotation, cellular component: nucleus. The transcript has a single exon. Bases 1 to 441 code for a protein of 146 amino acids. Lineage: Eukaryota; Metazoa; Mollusca; Gastropoda; Neomphalida; Peltospiridae. The record is from RefSeq and is a predicted model, not a curated record.